Fusarium mangiferae is the source of this 420-nucleotide messenger RNA. RefSeq lists its product as uncharacterized. The coding region runs from base 1 to 420 and encodes 139 amino acids. The record is from RefSeq and is a predicted model, not a curated record. NCBI's taxonomy places the organism in Eukaryota, Fungi, Ascomycota, Sordariomycetes, Hypocreales, Nectriaceae. The transcript has 2 exons.
AUGAGCUCCUAUCUCAGCUUCCAAUGGCCCAAUCCCCAGGGCGUCUGCUGCUACCGCUCCUUCGACAACCCUAACGACCACUCUAUUAUCGCCAUCAAAGUCCCCUGGCUCCAAUGGCCCAACGACCCUCUAGAGGAUAAGAUUCUACACGACAAGCUUUCGAGUGAGACGUAUCAUAAGCAUAUGAAGAUCACUAGCAUUAUUCUUAUGAACGAACAGCUAAGACUGACUAUAGAUGAUUUGGGGGAUGGAGACGAUCAUUUGAAGUUGUUCUAUGGGUUUGCCGCUGAUGAGAUUGCAAAUAUGAAAGAGGUCAAGGGGUUGGAUCUCGGGAAGGAUGUUGUCAAGUGGAUUGGAAAGGGGAGAGAUGCUGUUCCUAUUUUCAGGAGGGUCAGGACGAGAAGCACAGAUCUUGUCUAA